Molecule: messenger RNA, 7240 nt
Organism: Chironomus riparius
Lineage: Eukaryota; Metazoa; Arthropoda; Insecta; Diptera; Chironomidae
Source: the annotation of a GenBank genome assembly
AUGAAUCUAUUGACUAUUAAUGUAUAUGCGAUCAACAAAAGAAUAUUUUUUUUCGUCCUGAAAAAAGAAAAUUUUCUUCUUUUCCAUACUUUUUUUUUUCUCUAUAGCAUAUCAUUUUACUAUGAAUUUUCCAAGGAGCAAGACUACAUUUGUUCAAAGCCAGAGGACUCUGGGAUGCAUUUAUGUUCAAAUUUGCCACCAUAUCGAAUAGGACCGUUAGUAUGUAACACUACUGCGGUGCCAUAUAGUCACAAUACACCAUCGAGUUCAUCGUGUGUAAAUUGGAAUCAAUAUUAUACAAAUUGUACGCAGCUUGGUGGAAAUCCAUUUCAAGGAACGAUAUCAUUUGAUAAUAUAGGCUUAGCAUGGGUGGCGAUAUUUCUUGUCAUAUCAUUGGAAGGAUGGACGGACAUAAUGUAUUAUGUUCAGGAUGCUCAUAGUUUUUGGGAUUGGAUCUAUUUUGUUUUAUUGAUUGUGAUUGGCUCCUUUUUUAUGAUCAAUUUGUGCUUGGUCGUAAUUGCGACUCAAUUCUCCGAAACAAAGAAGCGUGAAAUGGAACGAAUGAGACAGGAGAGGGCGCGUUUUACGUCAUCGUCGACAUUAGCAUCAAGCACCAACAACUCGGAACCAACAACGUGUUACGCUGAGAUUGUUAAAUACAUCGCACAUCUUUAUAGACGCCUUAAACGCCGUUUGAUUAAGAAGUUACGAUUGUAUAAAUACCAAUAUCAGCAACGUAAGGAAGGCUUAUUGCCACGAACACCUGAGAAUCUCUUUUCACCGCAAAAAAUUCGAUGUCAUCAUCCAAAAUGUCCAAAAUUGUUGAGCAAUCAUUGUAACAGCGGUGGUUCUGUCAAUAAACUUACGAACCUUCAAGAACAAAAUAAUCAAUUGAACAGCAUACAAUCAGCACCGUUGAACAAUAGCAAUAACAAUCAUGAUGAUAUACUGUCAGAUAACUCGGAAAUACAAUCGUUAAAUAAUACAUUAAGUGCGACAAUGGAUGAGAAGCAAAAAAUGUUAUUACUUAAAAUAGCAAACAAUUCAAUAGCUGCUGCUGCUGCUGCCUCAACUGUUGCUUCUGGAGUUGACAACGAUUAUGGAAACAAUUCAGCCAGUUCCAGCUUGUUGAGUCCGCCAACAUCAACGCGAAGACGUGGAUCGUCUGUUAUGUUUAAUGAAUUUGUUAUCUUACACACCCCGCCCAAAAUUGAGCCGCAAAAUGACAAGAAUACAUUAUCAGUUGAGAAAAUGACACAAACGGGUGAAGGAGGCAUAUGGCAAGUCAAUUUACCACACAAUAAUACAAUCAACUCAGUCACAAACAAUCUCAAUGACUAUUCCGAUCUCAAUCUUACUGACGCCAUGACAUGCCAGGAAUUGUUGGCAUUAUCAGUUGCCUUCUCAGCUGCCCUGCCGACGGGUCAAACAACCCUCGAUUCAUUCUAUUCAACACUCACAAGAAAUAACAAUAAUAAUCACAACAAUAAUAAUAAUAUUAAUAAUGACUUUACACCAACAACACAGGUCGAAGACUAUUCAUGUUGUUAUGAAUUAUAUCAACAAAAUUUCGAUUAUGCCGCACAAGAGUAUCAUCAGCAUCAAUUGCAUCAAUCAAGUGAAGAUUUAGAGCGUCAAAAAUCGCGUGCUUAUUAUGCAUGUAUAACGUGCUACAAACAAGGCAUUCUACUAGCUAUUUUAAUUAACACACUUUCGAUGGGCAUCGAGUAUCAUAAUCAGCCUGAAGAGUUGACAGCCAUUGUUGAAACGAGCAAUAUCGUAUUUUCAGGAAUAUUUGCUGUCGAGAUGCUCUUAAAGAUAAUUGCAGAAGGACCAUUCAAAUAUAUUUCAAAUGGUUUUAAUGUGUUUGAUGGAGUUAUCGUGAUCUUGAGUGCCGUGGAAUUGUGUCAAGCAUUUAUAAAUGAAGGUCCCUCAUCGAAUUCGGGACUGUCUGUAUUGAGAACAUUUCGUCUGCUUCGAAUACUCAAAUUAGUUCGAUUUAUGCCAAACCUACGGCGACAACUUUUUGUCAUGCUGCGAACGAUGGACAAUGUCGCUAUAUUCUUCUCGUUAUUGAUUCUCUUCAUUUUUAUAUUCAGCAUACUCGGCAUGUAUCUGUUCGGUGGUAAGUUUUGUAAGUUUAUGGAUGAAGAAUUGGGAGAAAGAGAAUGUACCUGUCCUGAAAUAAUAAGCAAACAUCCCCUCUGCGAAUGUGAUCGCAAGCAUUUCAACAACUUUUUAUGGGCUACUGUCACAGUCUUUCAAGUAAGUUUAGAUCCUCGCCUCCCCGUUCAUUCCACAAAAAAAAAACUAAUUUUAACGCAAGAGGACUGGAAUGUCGUAUUGUUUAAUGGAAUGGAGAAGACAAGUCAUUGGGCGGCACUGUAUUUUGUUACACUAAUGACAUUUGGUAACUAUGUCUUAUUCAAUUUACUCGUUGCCAUUCUUGUCGAGGGUUUCAGCUCCGAACGUCAUGAACGACGCGAACGUGAACAACGUGAAAUUAUUAAAGCAAAACUUAAUGCGGAACAGCAACAAUUGCAAAUGCAAUUACAAAUGCAGGAACAGUUUAAUGAAAUGUUUCCGCCUGAUGAUCUUAAAAGCUUUUCUGAAUCGACAACAUCUGAUAGCUAUAACGAUUCAAAAAAUAGAUGGUUUAGUGCUGAGGAAUUACGUAAAUUAAAUAAUAUUGAGAAUAUUAAGUGCAAUAUUCAAAAGCAGAAAUUACUACAAGGCGAGGCAGGUGCUACGGAAGCUGUUGAUGGACAAUUGCCAAAUUAUUUAACAAAAUCGAAUCAGGAAAAGGAAAUGAAUCAACGUCCAGGCAGUUAUAAACGUAAACAUCACAGUAUACGUGAGAAGAAUCGAUUGAGUGACGGCAGGAAAGUGGAUCCUCCGAUAAUAACCACAACAGCUGCAACGCCACAGGACUCGCCAAGCAAUACGAUGGAAAUGGGUACGACAAUGAGAGAUUGGGAACAUGUGGAUUUGGACUCAUUAGAGAGAAAUGAGCCACCAAGAAUUCACUUAACACCACCAUCAGUAUUUGGCUCAUUAAAAGCACUUGACGAAAGAAUAUUUCUUGAACGUCCAACAUACAUUACUAAAAGCGAACGCAAUAGUUCAUCAUCAUUAACAUCUCAUAGCGAGAAACAUUCACCGACAGGUUCUGCCGUCCUUCCAACAUGUGUUGAACAGUCUGGCGAUGAAGAGCAACAAGAUAAUUUAAAAAUAGAUAUAACAAUAACUGCUGCCUCUCCAGCACCAUCGAGGAAAUCGAGCUUGAAGGUUCGUCGUGGUAGUUCGAAGCGAAAAAAGGUCGUUGGUGCUCAAAAGACCGAGACAUCGCAAGGCACAGAAAUAUUGAAUAAUUGUAAACCACUUCCGCAAUCACAGAUUCAGCAGCAGAAUGAGAGAGAAGAAAAUUUAUCAAAAAGCAGUAGCGGUAUGGUCAAUGGUAGCGGAACGAAUGAAAUGUGUGACAUUAGAAAAGGCUCAAUACAGUCCGAUAAAGAUGUACUACUAGCGAGAGUAAACUGUAUAAAAAAUGAUACACAUCCGAGUGGACAAUAUUCACGAAUGAAUGUGAGACGAUCGUCGUCAAUCAAAAGUGACAGUCAUCAAUUACCAUUACAACGAAAUCAGCAAUUCUUAUCGAAUAAAUACAUCAACAAUCAUCAGUAUUACAAUUUUAAUAGGAAGAACUCAAUAAAUGUUGCAUCAAUUCAACAUCCACACUUCUUUCAUCAACAAUAUUAUCAACGUCGUAUGUCAUCAUUUGAGCAUUCAUUCGAGAAGCAUUCAAACAUCAAUUUACAUAAUUUCGAAGACUUUCUACAACGUAGCAUGAAGGUAGAUCUUGAAAAGUCAAUAUCAUCCCUUAACAAUUCCACAUCAAUGAUGCAAGAGCCAUCACAACCAGAAACACCUCUUAAAAAGAGCUCAAAGAUAACACAAUGGUUUAAGGAAGUAUCAAAUUUUGAUAAGUGGACAGAAGAACGAGAUCCUUACUCACUCUACCUGUUUAGUGAUGACAACAUUUUCCGAAAACUUUGUAACUGGUUUGUUGACCAAAAGUGGUUCGAUAAUGUCAUUCUCUUUUUUAUUGCACUCAAUUGUAUAACACUAGCUAUGGAACGACCAAAUAUACCACCAUGGAGUAAGGAGAGAGUAUUUCUUGCAACUGCAAAUUAUGUCUUCACAGUUGUUUUCGCAAUUGAGAUGCUUAUUAAAGUCGUUGCAGCAGGUAUGUUUUAUGGACGUGAUGCAUAUUUUACAUCUGGAUGGAAUAUAAUGGACGGUUCAUUGGUCAUGAUAUCCAUCAUUGAUCUCCUGAUGGGAUUAUUGAGCGAAUCAAGUCCACGUAUAUUUGGUAUACUUAGAGUCUUUCGUCUCUUGAGGUCAUUGAGACCAUUGAGAGUAAUCAAUCGUGCACCCGGUUUGAAGCUUGUCGUUCAAACACUCUUAUCAUCUUUACGACCCAUCGGUAAUAUUGUAUUGAUUUGCUGUACAUUCUUCAUUAUAUUCGGUAUAUUGGGUGUGCAGCUGUUUAAAGGAACAUUCUUUUAUUGCGAGGGUGAGAAUAUUAAAGGUGUAAGAAAUAAGACAGAGUGCCUACAGCGUACUGGGAAUGCAUGGAUAAAUCGUAAAUAUAACUUCGAUGAUUUAGGAAAGGCUUUAAUGUCACUUUUUGUGCUUUCAUCGCGUGACGGAUGGGUGAAUAUUAUGUAUACAGGUUUAGAUGCUGUUGGUGUUGAUCAACAACCUAUAGUCAAUUAUAACGAAUGGCGUCUUCUUUACUUUAUCGCAUUCAUUCUACUUGUUGGAUUCUUUGUGCUUAACAUGUUUGUCGGUGUCGUAGUCGAGAAUUUUCAUCGUUGUCGUGAGGAGCAAGAGAAGGAAGAGAAAAUUCGAAGAGCCGCGAAGCGUGCAAUUCAAUUAGAGAAAAAGCGACGUCGAAUGCAUAUGCCACCGUAUUAUACAAAUUAUUCACCACUUAGAAUGUUUGUUCACAAUGUUGUGACAUCAAAGUACUUUGAUCUAGCCAUUGCUGCCGUCAUUGGACUCAAUGUUGUGACAAUGGCAAUGGAAUAUUAUAUGAUGCCAAUUGCACUUGAAUAUGCAUUAAAAAUCUUCAAUUAUUUCUUUACGGCUGUGUUCAUAUUGGAAGCAGCAAUGAAGCUCGUCGCUCUUGGCUUUAAACUAUAUUUAAAAGAUAAAUGGAAUCAGCUUGAUGUGUUCAUUGUUAUCCUAUCAAUUGUCGGCAUUGUACUCGAAGAGAUGGAAUCAAAAAUUAUACCGAUAAAUCCAACGAUUAUUCGUGUUAUGAGAGUUUUAAGGAUAGCACGAGUGCUGAAACUUUUGAAAAUGGCAAAGGGAAUUAGAGCCUUACUGGAUACAGUUAUGCAAGCAUUGCCGCAGGUCGGCAACCUAGGGCUUUUAUUCUUCUUGCUAUUCUUCAUUUUUGCGGCACUCGGUGUUGAACUCUUCGGUCGAUUGGAAUGUUCGGAUGAAAUCCCAUGUCAAGGUUUGGGUGAGCAUGCACAUUUUGCAAAUUUUGGUAUGGCAUUCCUGACACUCUUUCGUGUUGCAACCGGAGACAAUUGGAAUGGUAUUAUGAAGGAUACACUUCGUGACGAAUGUGAUGAUGCAGCAGAUUGUGUGAAAAAUUGCUGUGUCAGUGCGAUAAUUGCACCAAUUUUCUUCGUUAUAUUCGUAUUAAUGGCACAAUUUGUACUUGUGAAUGUCGUUGUUGCUGUUCUUAUGAAACACCUAGAAGAAAGUCACAAACAAAUGGAGGAUGAUAUGGAUAUUGAAACGGAGCUUGAGCGAGAAAUAGAACGUGAACAGUUGUUUGAAGAGGAACAAGCGUUAUGUAAAGAAUUAGAGAAACAAAAAUCAAUUGCACAAAAACGUCCACUAACAAAGGUAGCAUCACUUCCAUCAAACUUUACAUAUAGCACACCAAUUAUAGAAAAGAAAUUUAAUACGGGCCGAAGGCAAACAGUACAAUACUUUAAUCCCUUACUCGGUCCUAAUAUGGGUUGUCCCUUAUCAUUACGUGAAUGGAAUCAAACGCCAAUCAGUAGCACAUGUGAAUCAAACGAAAAUGAUUUGAAUGAGCCGGUGCCAUCAGGUGCACGUCGAUCAUCAAAAGCACCAAUAAAUCGAAGAAAUCUUUUACAGAAAUUUCGUACACAAAGCUUUGACGUUAAGCUUUUAUCGGAUACGGGAGAUGCAGUUGAAAUGGAUAGUCAAAAUAUCAAAUUUGGACAAUCAAAUGGUGGUGGUGAGACUUCUAGCAGCGCCAUUAACAAUAAUUUAAUGAUAAGUAAGAAGCCAACAGGCAUUGCAGCCAAAAAAAUUAAUUAUCGCCAAUCUAGCUUGGAUUUUGAUAAUCGUUCAAGUGCAUGUAAAUUUUUAGAUCAUAGUAAUAAUAAUGCGAGUAGUUUUAUAGGUAAUAAAUCAUUUUUAGCCGUGCCAAAAUUGCAAGCAACAAAUCGUAGUCGUUCGGGUAGUGCAAAGCAAUUAUUUAAGCAAGCCGCAAUUGUUGAUGAGGACGAGCAAAUAAAUGAAAAUAGUUUAUUGUUACCGGAAGGCAAUACGCCACCCUCACCGCAAUCUAAUGUUCCAUCGUCUAAUUCCAUUCCCCAAAUUCAACUUCCACCAUCCAAUUCGGGUAGUUUAAAGAAUGUUAACGAAACGACAAUGCAACCUCCCAUAUCAGUCAUUUCAUCGUCAUCGUCAUCAAGCACAUCGUUAGGUCAACAGCAACAAUUUAAAAUAAGUGAACCUACAAUAGCAAUGCAUACAUUGACUGUUGACGAUGGAGACGAUGGAAAUGUUAAAAAGUCUGAGUCUUGCGAAUUGCUUCGAGUUAUUUCCGAACGACGGAAGCUGUGAGAAUCACCUACGCGUAACUUGAAAUGAUUAAUUGUUGCUUGCAAUAUUGAUGGCAUUUCUUGACCAUUUCUUUUUUUUCUUUUUAUUUCACUUUAAUUAUUAUUUUUUUCUCCAUUCUUUAACUUUUUCUCUCUUUUCUAUCUCCCUACCUUCGAACUCUUUAACUUACUUUAUUCUAUUAGAUGAGUUGUUAUCUGGGUUUUAAGGGAAGCUUUUGAAUCUUUUCAUAAUUCAAGAUUUUUGACAUUUUUUUCUGAAUUUCAAUUUUUUAAAAAUCAAGCACAUAUCUGAUGCACUUUUGUCAUACAAAUUUCAAGUAUCUAAUAUUAAUUUAAAC